AGUUUCAAGACCAACUCAUUCGAUCACUUCUCAUCAACAUGUCAAGAUUAACUCCACUGGUGAUCGAUAAUGGUACAGGUUAUUCUAAAAUGGGUUUUGCAGGAAACUCAGAUCCAUCUUUCGUGUUUCCAACAGCAAUAGCCACAAGAGUAGGCACCAGUAGUGGAGGAAACUCAUCAACUCCAGCUAUAGCUGGUAGACCUACUAUACCUAACAAACCAGGAACAUUAUCAUCUUCAUCUAAUCUAGCUACCAAACGUGGUAUAGAUGAUUUAGAUUUCUUUAUUGGUCAUGAAGCCAUUUCAAAUUCAAAAACUUAUAAUUUAAAUUAUCCUAUUAGACAUGGUAUGAUUGAAGAUUGGGAUUUAAUGGAAAGGUAUUGGCAACAAACGAUUUUUAAAUAUUUAAGAGCUGAACCUGAAGAUCAUUAUGUUUUAUUAACCGAACCACCUUUAAAUCCACCUGAGAAUAGAGAACAAACAGCAGAAAUCAUGUUUGAAGGUUUAAACAUUCAGGGAUUAUAUAUUGCUGUUCAAGCUGUUUUAGCAUUAGCAGCAAGUUGGUCUAGUAAUAAAGUCACCGAUCGUACUUUAACCGGAACAGUAAUCGAUUCAGGUGAUGGAGUCACCCACGUGAUCCCAGUCGCAGAAGGAUAUGUGAUCGGGUCAUCCAUUAAACAUAUUCCAAUAGCAGGAAGAGAUAUAACUUAUUUCGUACAACAAUUACUUAGAGAUCGAAAUGAAUCAUCUAAUAUACCAUCAGAUGAAUCAUUAAGAAUCGCUGAAAAGAUUAAAGAAGAUUAUGGUUAUGUUUGUGGUGAUAUGGUUAAAGAGUUUCGAAAGUAUGAUUCAGAUCCUGAUAAAUAUAUUAUUAAACAUGAAGGCUUUGAUUCUAGAACUAAUAAACCUUAUACUAUAGAUGUAGGAUACGAACGUUUCUUGGCAGCAGAAGUUUUCUUUAAUCCAGAAAUCUAUAGUUCAGAUUUUUUAACACCAUUACCAGAAGUAGUAGAUAAUGUAAUCCAAACCAGUCCAAUUGAUGUUCGUAGAGGAUUAUAUAAAAAUAUCGUUUUAUCUGGUGGUUCAACUAUGUAUGAUCAUUUCGGUAGAAGAUUACAACGUGAUUUGAAAUCGAUCGUAGAUGAUCGUCUAUAUGAAUCAGAAGUAGCUUCUGGUAAUCUAAUUAAAUCAACUGGAAUUGAUGUGAAUGUGAUCAGUCAUAAACGUCAAAGAUAUGCAGUUUGGUUCGGUGGAAGUUUGAUGGCUUCAACCCCUGAAUUUUAUAGUCAUUGUCAUUCGAAAGCUGAUUAUAUGGAAUACGGUCCUUCGAUUUGUAGAAGAUAUCAAAUCUUUGGUUCUGCAACUUAACAUGUUUUUUUUUCUUUUUUCUUUUGACUUUAAUGAGUUAAUUUUUUUUAAAGAAAACAAAAAAACAUUAAAAUGAAUGAAUGAAUGUAGAUUUAGAUUUAGUAUUGAUUGAUUGGUUGAAUGAAUGAAUGAAAAUUUUAUAUUAAGAAGAUAGUUGGUUUGAAUUCAAAAUAAAGUGAAAUCAAGACUUUUUUUUUUUUCUCAAAGUGAUAUUUUUCUAUCUAUGGUGUGAUGAUGAAUGAAGAUGAAUGAAGAUGAUUUCUUUCAAAUGUUUUUUUGUCUCAUAUCUUAUUUUACACUUGUUGUAUUUGCGAAAACAAAUUCAAAUUCAAAAAUCCGUUUUUUUUAUAGAGC
This is a messenger RNA of Melampsora larici-populina 98AG31, 1721 nucleotides long. RefSeq lists its product as uncharacterized. Gene Ontology annotation, molecular function: actin filament binding. Gene Ontology annotation, biological process: Arp2/3 complex-mediated actin nucleation. NCBI's taxonomy places the organism in Eukaryota, Fungi, Basidiomycota, Pucciniomycetes, Pucciniales, Melampsoraceae. Bases 39 to 1367 code for a protein of 442 amino acids. The transcript has 9 exons. Gene Ontology annotation, cellular component: actin cortical patch; Arp2/3 protein complex. The record is from RefSeq and is a predicted model, not a curated record.